Messenger RNA from Penicillium crustosum, 180 nucleotides. RefSeq lists its product as uncharacterized. NCBI's taxonomy places the organism in Eukaryota, Fungi, Ascomycota, Eurotiomycetes, Eurotiales, Aspergillaceae. The record is from RefSeq and is a predicted model, not a curated record. The transcript has a single exon. The coding region runs from base 1 to 180 and encodes 59 amino acids.
AUGGAGAACGGACCAGAUGAAGGCCCCACCCGAACUGUAAAGAUCCUGAUGCGAACCAGUUUGGGAGAUCCAGUUCCUGAUCCCAUUCCUGAUCCCAUUCCUCAUCCCGUUCCUCAUCCCGUUCCUCAUCCCGUUCCUCAUCCCGUUCCUCAUCCCGUUCCUAAGUUUAGAACUCCCUAA